This is a messenger RNA of Xenopus laevis (African clawed frog), 3905 nucleotides long. RefSeq names its product WD repeat-containing protein 91-like. Bases 950 to 1723 code for a protein of 257 amino acids. NCBI's taxonomy places the organism in Eukaryota, Metazoa, Chordata, Amphibia, Anura, Pipidae. The record is from RefSeq and is a predicted model, not a curated record. The transcript is spliced from 15 exons.
UCCUCUGUUCGGCGCGAUGCGUUCCAGUGAUGUCACAGCGUACAUAUCGUGACGCCGACGCAGGGGAUUCGCUGGGCGCAGCGUAUGGACGCAGGCAACCUUAUUUCUUUCAGCACACUGAUGACUCCAGUGCUUGGACAUCGUUUUUCCGAGCAACAUUGAUUUUGCCUUUCCUGGCUACACCUCAGCUACUUCUUUGGGAACCGUCAUCCUGUGAACAACUACUAUCAACUAGACGCCACCUGACCCACCAGUGUUAUGGAGUGAAGCGGCUAAUUUCAUCACCUGCGCUAACCGUCAUAUCUGCUGAUUAUUCUUCAACAUCUUCCUGCAGCUGACGCCAAGCCACAAGACCCGCCCCACCACAGGCCGGCACAUCCUGCUAGUAAUCACCGGCUCCCAUACUACACCUUCACUAGUCUCACUUGUAUCCAGUCGAGGGUGCACUGGUGGGGGAGCUGUAGGGGUUCUCUUCCUCAGCAUCCGUGGUUCCUCCCGGUUCGCUCCCUACCCAGGACACACACGGCCUGAAACAGUGGAUCAUCUUCACUGAAAACUGCAAGUCGGGGAACCCAGCUGCACCCACCAGCAAAUGCUGCUCCCCCGCUCUUGGAUACACUUUUAACAAAGAGAUAAGGGGACGUUCCUAGAGCCUGGAGUCUGUUUAACCACUAGGUGGGCGGUGUGGAACCCAUUUCAGCACCAAAGAUCUGGAGUCCGUGGGAUAUCAUUUGUGUGAUACUCGGUUGGAUUUCUGCGACCCCCAUCAAACCAAGAACAUCAUCUUCCUAAAAGAACUGGAGGAAAUCCUGAUACUACAAGUAAAAGCCAGGAGUGGCCAACUAGACCCCGAAUCCCUGCUGGACAAUAUUCUCUCGGAUCUGGAUUCUAGUACUCUGCAUGUUCUGACAGCUCUGACUCUAACGCACCCCCUGCUCACCUCUUGGAAAUGGCUUUAAAGAUGAAGCCCAUGAAGAAGGUUCUGAAGACAAAAAAGGAGAGAAACCUGCACAGGAAUCUUCAGUUGAACACAAAGCAAGAAACCCAGAUACGAUUGGCUGCGCUGCAGAAGGCGACUGAGUUACAGAAAACGCUUGCGAAGAUCAGGACUGCGUCUCCCAAACUUCCCAGAGAGGAUUUAUUCUGGAUUCCGGAUAACAAAAAGGUGUCCGUUGUGUAUCUGGUCUUCAACCCCGAUGGACAAGUCAUUUCCACCAAGUCUCACACGUGUCUCCGGAACGAAGGCAUAAAGGACAUUUCCAACAAUAUAGGUGGGAAAGAUCCGGUUCCUGAUUCCAAAACAGCCAAGAGCACCGAAAAGAAGACCGAGAGUUUAGACCUUGAUCCAGAUUCGCGUUCGGAUGCACAAAAUGAGCCGGUGGAUUCAGUGAGCAGAGGUUCUGGGGGAAGCAGCGCAAGGAAAGAGGAGAAAUCAUCACAACCAUUCAUUGUGCUGAGCCAGGACGAGUAUGCGGAGCACCAUUCCUCCAUCAUGCACUGCAGGGUCGACUGCUCCGGGUGCCGGGUGUCUAGUCUGGAUGUUGACGGGGUGAUUAAAAUCUGGUCUAUUGAUGGCAUCAUACAGACAAAAGCUUCCGCCAUCUCCAAGUCGGCUCUGCUCUCCCUGGAAUGGGCGACAAAGAGAGACAGACUGAUGGGUUGCAAGUGGACAGCCAGACAAAACUGCCCAAAUGAGGAUUUCUUUGUCCCCAGUGCUGUCUGAGGACCACAGAUAUAUUUGAAUAACAUCAUAAUCCGUGCCAUCAGCCUCAUGAGUUGCAGCCAAUGAUUGGCCAAAAAGGCAUCCAUCCAUCCAUUUGCCUAUACCUGAGCACAUACACACUAGGUUGACAACCAUCUCAUUGAGGUCAACCUUUCCAAGGUCACCCAUCCAGAGAACAAGAAAACAAAACCAUGAUAGUUCUAAUUCUAUGAGUUGGGAACCAAAAUUGGAUCUCUGUGCAGUUCAUGUGGGUCUCAGUGAAGUUCCUUCUACACCAGUAUUUAAAAUAAGGCACAUCAUUACUUCUGAGCCAAUGCUGGGGUCACAACGCUUACUCCAACUGGGUCCUCUAAGAAACCAUUCCCUGCCAACCCAACUGCCAAUUCAGCCUCAUGAGUUGCAGCCAAUGAUGCCCAAAAUGGCAUCCAUCCAUUUGCCUAAACCUGAGCACAUACACACUAGGUUGACAACCAUCUCAUUGAGGUCAACCUUUCCAAAACCACCCAACCAGAGAACAAGAAAACAAAACCAUGAUAGUUCUAAUUCUAUGAGUUGGGAACCAAAAUUGGAUCUCUGUGCAGUUCAUGGUGGGUCUCAGUGAAGUUCCUUCUACAUCAGUAUUUAAAAUAAGGCACAUCAUUACUUCUGAGCCAAUGCUGGAGUUGCAACGCUAACUCAAACUGGGUCCUCUAAGAAACCAUGCCCUGCCAGCCAAACUGCCAUUUCAGCCUCAUGAGUCACAGCCAAUGUUGCCCAAAAAGACAUCCAUUUGCCUUUACCCUUUGCACAUAAACACUAGGUUGUCAAUUAUCUCAUUGAGGACAACUAUCCAAUUGGGCCUCCAUACGGUUCAUAGUGGGGCUCAGGAAAGUUCCUGCUACAUCAGUAUUUGAAAUAAGGCACAACUAUCCAAUUGGGCCUCCAUACGGUUCAUAGUGGGGCUCAGGAAAGUUCCUGCUACAUCAGUAUUUGAAAUAAGGCAAAACCACCCAACCAGAGAACAAGAAAACAAAACCAUGAUAGUUCUAAUUCUAUGAGUUGGGAACCAAAAUUGGAUCUCUGUGCAGUUCAUGGUGGGUCUCAGUGAAGUUCCUUCUACAUCAGUAUUUAAAAUAAGGCACAUCAUUACUUCUAAGACAAUGCUGAGGUCACAACACUAUCUCCAACUGGGUCCUCUAAGAAACUAUUCCCUGCCAGCCCAACUGUCAAUUCAGCCUCAUGAGUUGCAGCCAAUGAUGCCCAAAAAGGCAUCCGUCCAUUUGCCUGAACCUGAGCACAUACACACUAAGUUGACAACCAUCUCAUUGAUGUCAACCUUUCCAAAGUCACCCAUCCAGAGAAUAAGAAAACAAAACCAUUCACAUGAUGAGUCUAAUUCUAUGAGUCACCCAUCCAGAGAAUAAAAAAACAAAACCAUGAUGGUUCUAAUUUUAUGAGUUGGGAAGCAAAUUUUGGUCUCUGUGAGGUUCAUAGUGGGUCUCAGAGAAGUUCCUGUUACAUCAACAUUUGAAAUAAGGCAGAUCAUUACUUCUUGCCCAAAAAGGCAUCCAUUUGCCUAAACCUGAGCACAUAAACACUAGGUUGACAACUAUCUCAUUGAGGUCAACCUUUCCAAAGCCACCCAUCCAGAGAAUAAGAAAACAAAACCAUUAGCAUGAUGGUUCUAAUUCUAUGAGUUGGGAACCAAAAUUGGUUCUCCAUACGGUUCAUGGUGGGGCUCAGUGACGUUCCUGCUAAAUCAGUAUUUGAAAUAAGGCAGAUCAUUACGCUAACUCCAACUGGGUCCUCUAAGAAACCAUUCCCUGCCAGCCCAACUGCCAAUACAGCCUCAUAAGGGGCAGCCAACGAUGCUGCCCAAGAUUUCCAGAACCUUUUCUGACGGGAACAUUCUAGCAUUUUAGUCACCGAUAUUCCAUCAUUGGAAACUUUCAACAAGAAAACCUUAUUCGUCUGUGCUCAAGUUGAUGCUACACAUAAUAGAAAGACAUAGGCUUGGAGGUCCUUGGGGAAUUUAUUUUUUGCUUCAUUCAUGUCAACAAUGAGAAUCUAACAAGCUGGAGAUGGCUGGACCACCUUGGGGGUGAAGUAUGAAGGCACAGAAUGAAGAAAUCUGAUGCAUGGAGACAAUUCCAUUUCUAAGGCUUUGCCAUUUUGUAUCUACUGUUUAAAUUUCAUAUUGUUA